Molecule: messenger RNA, 5340 nt
Organism: Ogataea haglerorum
Lineage: Eukaryota; Fungi; Ascomycota; Pichiomycetes; Pichiales; Pichiaceae
Exons: 1
Coding region: 1-5340 (1779 amino acids)
Biological process (GO): regulation of ARF protein signal transduction
Molecular function (GO): guanyl-nucleotide exchange factor activity
Source: RefSeq, a predicted model, not a curated record
AUGAGCGAAGCUGUGAAAGACGAUACCGCUACUCCUGCGCCGAUCAAUCAGGAGAAUCCUUCCGCGGAAGAAGUGAACGAUACACCAUCUCAAGACGAUUCUCCGAAUGAGGUCCCUGUGACAGAUAACACGAACGGUACUGCGAGCCUGCCUUCUAUCAAGGUGGCAUCGCAUGACCCCGAAACGAAUGGAACGACCACAUCGAGUCCCUCAAGUCCGGCACGCAGCCGCGCUCUUAGCUCAGCUCCUGUUGUGAACCUAUCGGCGACAGUCUCUUUCAUCAAAUCGUCCUUCGAGAAGCUGGCUCAGAUUAAGGAAAUUAGCAAAAAGCAUAAGCCAUUGGUGGAUCUUCUCAACAAGCAAAUUGCAAUUCUCAAUACUGGCGAGUUGCCCAGUGAACAGGAAAUUUUUGAGGUGCUGAAAAACUCAUGCGAAGUCCCCAGUGCUGAAGCUAAGAUAGUCGCUCUUGACUGUCUCAGCAAGAUUUUUACAUUCAGUGUUUUCCACGAGCCAUUGACUAUAAGUUACAAGAAAACGAAGCCUGACAUCCACACUGAUGCUGAUAUGGAAACUAAUACAGAAACAGAGGUUGGCCGUAUUCAUGCAAUUCCUCUCAUUGAGGCGGUUGUCCAAGUGAUAAGCUCGUGCUUUGAGGGAGAGGGCACAGACGAGAGGGUCGAGCUUCAAGUAAUACGCGUGCUGACAGGCGCAAUCCUCAACGAUACUUUGCCACUUCAUGGAAGAGCCUUAUUGCAGGCUGUGAGACAAGUGUACAAUAUUUUCCUGCUUUCGCUGUCUCCUGUCAACCAAGGCAUUGCGCAGGCAACUCUCACUCAGGUCGUCAAUGUCGUUUUCGAGAAAGUUUCAAGCACGAGAAAGAAAGGACGCUCUGAUGUUGAUGUUAGCGAUCAGGCGGAGGACAUUGCAGCCACUUCGACGCCAGCUACUUCCAGCACAGCGGCUGCGGCGCAGACCAAAAUGACGCUGCGCGAAAUGGAACAGAACGUUCAAAACGAUGACGUCCAGAUAAGCUCUGACGAGUUUUCUGGCAACGAAGAAGAGCUGGUGGUCAGGGACGCUUUCCUUAUUUUGAGAUCUAUGUGCAACUUGUCAGUCAAGGUGAUGGAAAAUGAAUCGAUUGACAUGCGCUCCCAUGCAAUCAGAUCGAAGCUUCUAUCAUUGCAUAUCAUACACUGGGUACUCAAAAAUCACAUUGAAAGCUUUCUAGAUAAAGACUGCAUGAUUAUCAACAGGGCCACAAAUGAGAAAACUCGUUUGGUUGACGCCAUCAGAAAGUAUCUUUGUCUAGUGCUAGCUAGAAAUGCCGCUUCUCAACUAGCUCCAGUCUACGAGGUGUGUCUCGAGAUAUUUUGGAUUAUGGUGGAUAAAAUGAGAGAACAAUUUAAGUCGGAAAUUCCCGUGUUUCUGGACGAGAUUUACUUCCCUGUAAGCGAAAUGAAGACAUCCACGGCGCACCAAAAGAGAUAUCUCCUUUCCAUUAUUCACCGGAUCUGCAAAGCGCCUAAGAUUUUGAUCGAACUCUAUCUGAAUUAUGACUGUGACCCUUCUAUGCCAAACUUGUGUGAGACCAUCAUGGAUUAUUUGGCAAAGUUUGCGCUAAUGCGGGUAGACGCAACCCCAACCCAGAAAGUGAGUUACAGAGAGAGUUUGACUAGGAAUCUUGCCACAUACAAUCUUUCCGAUGUUCCGCAACUGAAUGUUUCCAAAAUGAGUGGACAUCCGCCAAACCCCGAUGCCUCCCUCAACUUCCCAAUCGAGUAUGCUUUGAAAAUGACCUCAAUUGAUUGCAUUCUCGCGUUCUUGAAGUCGCUCAACUCUUGGAGUGGAAAACCUCUAAUCACCGCCACCGCUGCAGAAGGAGAUCAUGCGCCAUAUUCUCAACGGGAACGAGCCCUUACCAGUAGCUCAGUGCUAUCGCAAGCUUCAGUCCAAAAUUCUACUAAUGGAUCUGUCAGUGAUACUAUCUCCUCUGCCAACGAAGAGACCUCCGUUUCUCAGUUUGAUAGCAUCAAGCAGAGAAAGAACGUGUUUUUGGAUAGUAUACGAUUGUUCAACUACAAUCCGAAGAGGGGACUGAGAAGUCUGCUGGAAAAUGGAUUUAUUUCUUCAGACUCUCCUCGGGAUAUUGCAAAAUUUCUACUGGAAACUGACAUGCUCGACAAGGCAGCAUUGGGAGAAUUCCUGGGAGAGGGAGACGAGAAGAACGUGACAAUCAUGCAUGAAUAUGUUGACAUGAUGGAGUUUAAAGACAAAAAGUUCCUCGAGGCUCUGAGAUAUUUCUUACAGCAUUUUAGAUUGCCCGGUGAAUCGCAGAAAAUCGAUCGGUUCAUGCUGAAAUUUGCUGAGAAAUAUGUCAAUGAUAACCCAUCCACGUUCGCGAACGCUGACACAGUGUAUGUUUUGUCUUAUUCCGUCAUAAUGCUCAACACCGAUCAACAUUCGCCACAGGUGAAAAAGCGAAUGACUUUGGAAGAGUUCAUCAACAACAACAGAGGCAUCGAUGAUGGCAAAGACCUUGAUCCCUCGAUGCUCGAGCAAAUUUAUACAGACAUUCAAAAUGAUGAGAUCAUGCUGAAAAGUGAGCAGCACGCCGCGCUUAUAUCCAGUGACUUGCAUCCAAUGCAACAAUCGUUCUUUGGUGGCAGAGAUUUGGCAAAGGAGGCAUAUGCCAAAGCUUCGAAAGAGAUGUCCUCAAAGACGGAGGAGGCGGUGAAAAGUAUCAGAAACACCUACAAGAAAAAUUCCAAGGUUGUAUUCUAUACUGCUAACGUCGGCAAUAAUGCUGAUCACGUGAGGUCUAUGUUUGACAACCUUUGGAUGUCUAUCUUGGCCGGCCUAACCCCGCCAUUUAAGGAGUAUGAUGAUGACGAAAUUUCGAGAGUCCUGCUCGAAGGAAUUAAGGUGUCUAUUCACAUUUCUUGCAUGUUUGAUUUGGACUAUGCAAGAACCUCUUUCAUCAGGGCACUGGUGCAAUUCUGCAAUUUGAACAAUCCUGAAGAACUCAAGAAUAAGAAUAUUGAUGCCGUGUAUGCCUUAUUGGAAGUUGCUGUGGACGAAAACUCCAGGCUUGGUUCAUCUUGGAAGAGUAUUCUUACUUCAAUUUCCCAGAUCGAACGUUUGAAGUUGUUGUCUCAAGGCGUCGACUCAGAAAGUAUUCCGGAUUUGCUCAAUGCCAGACUAGCAAGUAGGCAUUCCACGGAGAGUUACAGAUCGCACAAUUCUAAUCAACUGUCUUUCUUCUCCUUCGGAAAAAAACAAACCAUUUCGGAACAAACAUCGCAACACCAUUUCAGCCAGAAGUUAAGCUCAGAUAUGGUUGUUCGCAUCAGUUCAACAGACUUGGAUGUUGCAAUUGAUAAGGUGUUUUCCAAGAGCUCUGAAAUUGAGGGAAAUGGUAUUUUCGAUUUCAUUGCGGCACUUAGUGAAGUUGCACAUGAAGAGAUUGAAUCUUCGGGACAAAGCCAAAACCCGCGGAUCUUCUCACUACAAAAAAUGGUUGAUGUCUGCUACUAUAAUAUGGGAAGGAUUAGAGUUCAAUGGUCUGCUCUUUGGGCGGUCAUGAACGAGAAAUUCAAUGAAUUCGGCUGUCACCAGAAUACUUCAAUCGCCUUCUUUGCACUUGAUUCUCUUCGGCAAUUGUCCGAGAGAUUCUUUGCCAUUGAGGAGCUGUCCCAUUUCAAGUUCCAAAAAGAGUUCCUCAAACCUUUCAAUUACAUUGUGCUCCAUAGUCCACAUUUGCAGGUCCGUGAAAUGGUUCUGGAUUGUGUGCAAUAUAUGGUCCAUAAAAAAGCUGACCUUAUAAAAUCUGGUUGGCAAACUUUACUAGAGAUUCUCACAAAUGCAGCUAAAGAUAAUAAUGAGAAGUUUGUCGCAAAAGGACUCUCAUACACAAGCAUGAUCAUGAAAUCACAUUUCGACCAAAUCUUAGGCCUUGAUGCUUUUUCAUCGUUGGUAAUUUGUCUAACCGAAUAUGCAAAGAACGAACAAUUCCAGAAAACUAGCUUGCAGUCUCUUAAUUCGAUGAAAAAGUUGACCAAGACGAUCCCGAAGACGUUGGAGGAGCACGGCGAUAUGUUUUCUGCCGAAGAUCUUUGGUUCCCUCUGUUGUUCGGUUUCCACGAUGUUGUGAUGAAUGGAGAGGAUCUUGAAGUCAGGUCGAAGGCCUUAAGUUUUACUUUUGAUGCCUUGACUGAAAAUGGCGGCCAGUUUGAGAUAAAGUUUUGGGAUAAGAUUUGCGAAGAGCUACUGUUUCCAAUAUUUGGUGUUCUGGGAGAUCGUUGGGAGCUUACUACACAGGAUGAUCUCUCUGUAUGGCUUUCUACGACCUUGAUUCAGGCCUUGAGAAACAUGAUUGCUCUCUUCACCUAUUAUUUCGAUACCCUUAGUGAAAAGAUGGAGGGAUAUUUGAAGCUUUUGGUUUCGUGCAUCUGUCAACAGAAUGAAACUAUCUCUAAAAUUGGUAUCUCAUGUCUGAAGGAGCUUAUUCUCGACAAUAUGACUAGAUUUGAUGAAAAACAUUGGGAGAUGCUGAAUAAUUCAUUCGCCGAACUAUUUGAUUUGACCACGGCCAAAGAGCUGUUCAGAGCCGAUCCUUUGAGACAGUCGAAUGGACAAAGACAGGAAACAGCAGAGGGAGAUGAGUCUGAUUUGCAGGGAAGUUCAGCGAGCGAGUCAGAUCUGGAGCUUCCCGUUCCUCUAAGCCAAUCGAGAGAGAAAUCGGCAAUUGUAAUCAAAUGUGUCCUUCAACUACAUGUCAUACAAAUUCUAUCGGAGCUGUUUGACAUUGAUGAAUUUUACCAAACGGUUCCCGUUGCUAACCUUUUGAAGUUGUCAGACCUAUUGGAGCAUAGCUACAAAUUUGCGAGAGAGUUCAACGAGGACUACAAUCUGAGAGUCCGUCUGUGGAAUGCAGGUGUCAUUGAUAAGCUUCCAAACCUUUUGAAGCAAGAAACGUCUUCCGCAGGUGUUUACAUUAGCAUACUGUUCCGUUUGUACUGUGAUUCUGGACGCGUCAAUAAGGAAGCUAGGGAGAAAAUUGUUGGGGUUCUGAUCCCAAUGGGUGUUACAAUCCUCGAAAGAUUUGUGAGCUUGAACGAGGCAGACCAGUCGAGAAACAUUCAAAGCUGGAGACCCGUUGUGGUGGAGGUACUACAAGCGUACAGUGAGCUGGAUCAUGAGGACUUUUUACGAUGCUGUCCGGUUGCAUAUGACCUUGUUUUGCAGCUUUUCGACAAGAAUCUGAUGGCAGACCUGAGAGCUGCUAUCAAGGACUUUUUGACAAGAGUUGGUGACGCCUACAUUUUGGAAAAGAAAGAGUAG